GAGUUGGGUCAUUAUUUUCAAAUUGUUGAUGAAAAUUCUGUUGCUUUGACAAACUUAUUAAGGUUGCUGAAUGCAAUAGAAUUAUGUGGUACAAGACUGCUUUGUGAUAGAGGCAUAGCUUAUGUUUUCCAAACUGGCGUAACUCCUGUUGCUAUGUUUGAAUUUACUUCAGGAGACCUUGAAGCAAUCUUUUAUGGACACCUUCACGCGGAUAUUAAACCAGAAUUUUGGGUAAAUUCUCAGAACUCUCAUUUAGGUAAUAAGGCAAUUGAUUUAGUGAAAACAAGUACCAGAGGAAGGAUAGCAAUCGAAUUUGAUAAUAUUAGGAUGGAAUGCAUUAACCUAAACAGAACUCAAAAGAAUGAAAUUGUAAACCUUGAAAUUAGUGAUCCAUACCGACCAAAUCAAAAGACAGUUCAUGAAGCUUUGGAAUGGAAGGUUAAAAAGAAAAGCAAUAAGUAUUUAGAGCCGUUAAAAAAACGACAUGUUUAUUGUUUUGAAGGUAGGUUUGCAUCGUCUAAUUAG
This is a messenger RNA of Scutellospora calospora, 525 nucleotides long. The record is from the annotation of a GenBank genome assembly. NCBI's taxonomy places the organism in Eukaryota, Fungi, Glomeromycota, Glomeromycetes, Diversisporales, Gigasporaceae.